Messenger RNA from Daucus carota subsp. sativus, 789 nucleotides. RefSeq lists its product as uncharacterized. Bases 46 to 510 code for a protein of 154 amino acids. The transcript has 4 exons. The record is from RefSeq and is a predicted model, not a curated record. Lineage: Eukaryota; Viridiplantae; Streptophyta; Magnoliopsida; Apiales; Apiaceae.
AUUUGUAAAGAAUCAAACUAUAUAAGCACAGAGUUUAUCAAAACAAUGAUGAAAAACCAAGGAAACAGUGCAAGUAAUGGGAAUAUUUCUAUGGAAUCAGAGUACGAGGAUGAGACCAUGGCUUCAUUUCGAGCUAAAGAAGAGGAGAUUGAGAAGAAGAAAAUGGAGGUAAAGGAAAAAGUGGAGUAUCAGCUUGGCAGAGCAGAAGAAGAAACAAGACGUCUCGCACAAGUUUGGAAUCAGCUGGAGGUGCUAGGAGACCCCAUGAGGAAGGAAGUAGCCGUUGUAAGAAAGAAAAUUGAUAUUACCAACCGUGACCUCAAACUCCUCGGACAGAGUUGCCAAAAGAAGGAGAAAGAGUAUAAAGAAACGCUGGAGGCAUUUCACGAGAAGAACAAUGAAAAAGCUAAACUCACAACCACAUUAGUAGAGUUGGUGAAAGAAAGUGAGAGGCUGAGAAUGUCCAAACUAGAGGAACUUACCAAGAUCAUGAAUUCAAGUGCAGCCUGAAGAUAUGACCAACAUUAUCUCUGUAUUGAGUUGUUUUAUUAAUUGAGUGACAAGUUUGACUUAACAUUAAGAUACAAUGUCCAUAGUGUGCAUUAUAUUUGAUUCAAUUUAGAAUUUUGGAGAUUGUUAGAUAUAAUGUGUGGUUUUUUUUAAUAAAUAAGAAAACGAUAUCUGUAUCAUUUAUUUAUAUCAAAAAAUAAGAACGGAUGCUUUUAUGCUGGUGUUAUUUUCGGUUUUUAUUUUUUGUUGAGUACAAUGUACGACUGACGGGUUAAUGGA